AGUCGACAGAUUGCUUCGCUUUGUCUUUCGCUUUUGCUCCUCAACACCCUCUCUGCUUUCUCGUGUCGUGCCACCGUUCUUUCUGCCGCCUUCUCCCAGCUUGAGUACCCAGCACCGCACUCGUCCCCCCGAUGACGGCGCCGAAGCUGCUUGUCGCUGUGGUGGCUGUUGCGUGCGUGGUGCUUGCCGCCGCCGCUGUGCCCGCGCACGCCCUGCACGCCACGUCGUCCGCUGCUGCCCUGUUUGCGGAGUUCAAGCAGACGUACGGCCGCGCGUACGCGACGCAGGCCGAGGAGGCUCGGCGGCUGCGCAACUUCGUGCACAACCUGGAGGCGACGAAGGUGCACCAGGCCCGCAACCCGCACGCGACGUUCGGCGUGACCAAGUUCUUCGACCUCUCGGAGGCCGAGUUCCGCCGGCACUACCUGAACGGCGCGUCGCACUUCAAGUCCGCGAUGAAGCUCGCGGCGACGCUGCCGGUUGUGAGCGCGGACGUGUCGGCUGCUCCUGCGACGAAGGACUGGCGCGACGAGGGCGCCGUGACUCCCGUGAAGGACCAAGGCCAGUGCGGCUCCUGCUGGGCGUUCUCUGCGGUGGGCAACAUCGAGAGCCAGUGGAAGGUUGCGGGCCACCCGCUGGUGCGUCUGUCUGAGCAGCAGCUGGUGAGCUGUGACGACGUCGAUAUGGGCUGCAACGGCGGAAUCAUGGACCAGGCCUACGAUUGGCUGAUUAACAACGCGAACGGUAACAUGUACACGGAGGAGAGCUACCCCUACGUCUCGGGCAGCGGCCUUGAGCCGCACUGCAAUGAUUCCAGCGACCUCGUCAUCGGUGCCUCAAUUGAGGGCCACGUCUCUAUCAAACAGGAUGAGGAUGUGAUGGCUGCGUGGCUGGCGGAGCACGGGCCUAUUGCGAUUGCUGUUGAUGCGAAUGCCUUCCAGUCAUACCGCAGUGGAAUCCUUACGGACUGCAACGGAGGGCGUUUGAACCACGGUGUGCUGCUGGUUGGGUACAACACGACGAACGAGAUCCCAUACUGGGUGAUCAAGAACUCGUGGGGUGCAGACUGGGGCGAGGGUGGGUACAUCCGCGUGCGCAAGGGCACGAACGAGUGCCUGAUCACGGAGUACCCCGUGUCCGCCACGGUGUCUGGCAACGCGACCACCACCACCACGAAGGCGCCUCAGCCGAUGGUUGUGGAGUACACGGCGUGCCAAGACCGCCAUUGCCACAAGAACUGCACAACGAAGCGUUUGCCUGUCGGUGAGUGCCUCAAGGGACACAACACUUCGUCCAUCUUGUUGUGCGGUCGUGACCAGGUGGUGGAGGCCAGCUACGCUUCCAGCGACUGCAGCGGGUUGGCGCGGUACGAAAUGGCGAACGCCAACGAGUGCGUGAAAGAGAAGCAGACCUACUUCAAAGCGGCGUGUGUGUCCGCGUAG
Leptomonas pyrrhocoris is the source of this 1442-nucleotide messenger RNA. RefSeq names its product cathepsin L-like protease (CPB). Lineage: Eukaryota; Euglenozoa; Kinetoplastea; Trypanosomatida; Trypanosomatidae. Gene Ontology annotation, molecular function: cysteine-type endopeptidase activity. The record is from RefSeq and is a predicted model, not a curated record. The transcript has a single exon. Gene Ontology annotation, cellular component: lysosome. The coding region runs from base 132 to 1442 and encodes 436 amino acids.